UUAAGUUUUUAACACUCGUACAGAAAGUGAACUUGUAUUUUUUGCUCGCUCCAUUUUUUUGUUUAAUUAAAGACAAAUGAAAAAAUGUUAUUAAAGAGUUAUUAUUUUACAUUCACACUCUGCAUUACAGUAGUUGUAAUUUGUGGAGAAGCUAUAAGCGAUUGGAAUCCCGUAGUACCUCCUCGUCCGCGCUGGGGGCCAAAUAUGCUCAUGUUGAGACAACACAACAGUCCAGCAUUUGAAUAUUGGAAAAAGCAUCAUGAAGAUAAUUUAUGGGAACAUAGUGGUCUGUUUGAAGGUGACAUCAUGUUGCAUCGUGAAUAUUUACGUAAUGGUUUAUUGAAUGAAAAAGCUACUUGGCCCGAUGCCACGGUGCCAUUUUAUAUAGAUAGUCAAGAUUUUGAUGAAGCACAAAUGAUGACCAUAUUCAGAGCCUUUAAGGAAUAUCAUGAUAAAACCUGCAUACGUUUUCGUCCCUAUGAAAAAGGAGAUAAGAACUGGAUAGUAUUCAAAGGUAACUACUCCGGUUGCUGGUCCAGUGUAGGUCGUAGAACAGGUGGUCAAGUGCUUAAUCUCAAUACACCAAAAUGUGUAACACAUGGUGUUGUGGUUCAUGAACUAUUACAUGCCUUGGGUUUCUAUCAUCAACAAUCGGCUACUGAAAGAGACGAAUAUGUUAAAAUAAACUGGGAGAAUAUUUUACCAGGGCAUGCCCAUAACUUUAAUAAAUACGCUCGCACACAUGUUAGUAAUUUUGGUAUAGAGUAUGACUAUCAAAGUGUUAUGCAUUAUAGUUCGAAGGCCUUUAGCAAAAAUGGUAAACCCACCAUAGAACCUUUGGAUCCCAAUGCUAGUGUGGGUCAACGUAAAGGUUUGUCGGAAAAAGAUAUAGAAAAAUUGAAUGAAAUGUACGAAGAAGAUUGUAAUACUUUCAACAUAUUUAAUUUUGAUCGAUUUGGAAACUCAUUAAAUGAAAUUAUAGAUUAUUUCCAAGGAACAUUAGAUAAAAUAUUCACUUAAUAUUAAAAUUUUAAAAAGAGUAUAAUUUAAGUAUAAAAUAAAUUGUUAAAAACACAUAAAAAGGUUACAUAGUAAGACAAA
Molecule: messenger RNA, 1101 nt
Organism: Lucilia sericata (common green bottle fly)
Lineage: Eukaryota; Metazoa; Arthropoda; Insecta; Diptera; Calliphoridae
Product: zinc metalloproteinase nas-13
Exons: 5
Coding region: 85-1020 (311 amino acids)
Biological process (GO): proteolysis
Molecular function (GO): metalloendopeptidase activity; zinc ion binding
Source: RefSeq, a predicted model, not a curated record